This is a messenger RNA of Camellia sinensis, 1371 nucleotides long. RefSeq names its product pyridoxine biosynthesis 1.2 (gene PDX1.2). Gene Ontology annotation, molecular function: amine-lyase activity. Gene Ontology annotation, biological process: amino acid metabolic process; pyridoxal 5'-phosphate biosynthetic process; pyridoxine biosynthetic process. The record is from RefSeq and is a predicted model, not a curated record. Lineage: Eukaryota; Viridiplantae; Streptophyta; Magnoliopsida; Ericales; Theaceae.
GAAGGAACUUCCUACAAUUUUCCAGUUGACUGGCAAAGAAGAAGCAACACGGAGAUUCUGGAAGUCACCAAACGCCACCGCCCCCCACCUCCUCUUCUCCAGCUCUCUUCAUCCUCUUCCUUAUACCAUAUAUCUAUAUAUACUAUCAAUCAACCCACAAACAAAUCCAAAUCCAAAUCCAAAUCCAAAUCCAAAUAGACCCACAUAGUUGAUUUCUUCAUUCAGGUAUUUUCACAAACACCUGGCGAUGGCAGAAGACAGUGCCGUCACAAUCUACAACAACAGCGCCAUCAGCAACGCCAAGAAGAACCCAUUCUCAAUCAAGGUCGGCCUCGCCCAAACCCUCCGCGGCGGAGCCAUUCUCGAAGUCACCAAUUCGGACCAAGCCAAGAUCGCCGAGUCCGCCGGAGCUUGCUGUGUCAUCGUCUCUGAGCCUUUCAAUGGCGGCAUUUCUCGGAUGCCCGAUCCCUCUCUCGUCAAGGAGAUCAAGCGAUCAGUCUCAAUCCCAGUCAUGGCCAAAUCCCGAGUCGGCCAUUUCGUCGAAUCCCAAAUCCUCGAAGCCAUCGGCGUGGAUUACGUCGACGAGAGCGAGCUUCUCGCAAUCGCCGACGAAGAUAAUUUCAUCAACAAGCACAAUUUCGGGGUUCCAUUUGUGUGCGGUUGUCGAGAUCUCGGAGAGGCGUUGAGGAGAGUGAGAGAAGGUGCGGCGAUGAUAAGAACUCAAGGAGAUCUAUCUGGGUCUGGGAACAUUGUCGAGACUGUUCGUAGUGUGAGAAAAGUGAUGGGUGAUAUUCGAAUUCUCACAAACUUAGACGAAGACGAAGUUUUCGCAUUUUCGAAGAAGAUCGAAGCUCCUUACGACAUUGUUGCUCAAACCAAGCAAAUGGGUAGGCUUCCAGUGGCGAAUUUUGCUUCCGGAGACAUUGUUACGCCUGCAGAUGCAGCGCUAAUGAUGCAAUUGGGUUGCGAUGGAGUGUUUAUCGGACCGGAGAUUUUCUACUGUUCGGAUCCGUAUGAGCGCGUUCGUGCAAUUGUGAUGGCGAUAAGGAACUACAAUGAUCCGCAUGUGUUGGCAGAGGCGAGUUCUGGGUUGAAUGAGGCUAUGGCGGGACUCAAUCUCAGUCAGAACAGGGUCGAACAGUUUGGUACCGGAGGUACCUAUUGAAGCCUUUUCCAAUCUUAGUAUGCUGAGUACAGUGUGUUUGUUUAACCAGAAAUGUUAUGUCUACUGUUGUUGUUUUUAUUGUGUCAAUGAUAGUAAAUUGACUAAUAAAUUUAUCAAUUGAUUCAGAAUAAUGUAUCUGACUAUGCUGAAAUCAAUAUCAGAAUUACAUUCAUAUAUGGGUUAUUCUAUCAUUCAAUCUUUUGUUU